Sodiomyces alkalinus F11 is the source of this 2359-nucleotide messenger RNA. RefSeq lists its product as hypothetical. Gene Ontology annotation, biological process: negative regulation of rDNA heterochromatin formation; negative regulation of silent mating-type cassette heterochromatin formation. The record is from RefSeq and is a predicted model, not a curated record. NCBI's taxonomy places the organism in Eukaryota, Fungi, Ascomycota, Sordariomycetes, Glomerellales, Plectosphaerellaceae. Gene Ontology annotation, cellular component: Rpd3L complex; cytosol. The coding region runs from base 315 to 1892 and encodes 525 amino acids. The transcript has 4 exons.
CUCGUCUGUCACCCCAAAAUUCACUUCUCCAUACUAUUCUUCUACGGGCUGUUUUCGAGCCUACAGGAAUACAUGUUUCGCCAAGCCAUCUUCUGACUCAGGUAUCAAUGCUAUCCUCACUCAAUCCUGGGUCAUCUAUUUCCCCCCUGCUCUUCUCACGGCCGGCUUUUCUUUACUUUAUUUCCUCCCUCGCCCUCGUAUCGCCAGUUAGCGCUGAGGACCUGACACAGAACUCGGGUCUGCAUCUUCCCCAUCCAGGGCCUCGCCCGAACCGAUUUUCUGGACAUUCUCAACCUAGCUAGCGACUAGACACCAUGGCGGCACAACAAGUCCUUUUCGGCGAGACGGUGGCUGGAAUGAAGAAGGCGCUCAAGAGAACCGCCUACGAAUCCGACUCCGACAACGAGAUUCAGCAUUAUAGCAACCGCGGUCAUAAGCUUAAAAAGAGAGCACUGUUCGCACACCAGGGACAGCUUGUCCCCCCUUCUGGUCCUGAAGCCUACAAAGAGGAUGUCGAAUACGCUGGUCAAAUUCGCACCAUCAUCAACCGUAACCCGCCCCUCCUCGACGACGAAGGCUACGAAGUAGACAGCGAUGACGACGAAGAACGCUUGCAGGAAGCCAUGGCAUCCGCAGCCGAGCUGAAUCCUUAUGCCAAUAUUCGGCUAGAGCAGGUGCUUGCGCCUUUGACAGCGGCGACCGAUCUCCCGACGCACCCUAUCCUAUCGAAACCCUUCACAUCCAAAACUCUGAACGAACUUACCGACCAGAGCUGUAACGUCAUGCGAAAAGAGAACAAAGCUCUCUGGCGAAUUGAGCACCUGUUUACAAAACUGAUUGGUGACCAUACCUGGGUACCAUGCGAAAUGAUGCUCGGACCCAACGACAUCGAACUAUACUCCGAUGAUUACGCCAGUCUUUCCCGGCUCAGAAACAGUACCGGUUCGCCAGCCACACUUUCUGGACCGGGGGUCAAUGGACAGGUACGGCAGGCUGGCCCCCACAGCGCAACAACCCACGGUUCGCCGCCCACGCAUGGAUUGGCCACCGAAAAGGCCAGGAUAGAGGAUGCGGGCGACGGAGAUAUAUACAUGACGGACGCCAUUAUGAAUGGCAGUACAGGUGCAGGUCCCGAAGCCCACGUCGGAGAAGACGGGGAACGCGACCCGGGGAAGAUCAAGGCAGAGAAACGGCCAGCAAAUGGGGCAGCAAAUGAACCCGACACAUCGCGCCAUGGGCCGAAUGGAGAAGUACCGUCGUCCGACGACACGAAACAUCCCGGUGGAAACGAAAAACCGUCAUCACACAGUGAGGCACCAUCAAGACAACACGACCAAGGACCAGAACCAACGGCCCCCGGGGGCAACGGGGCCGCCAUACAACAGGAUAACGACGGGUCAACGUCGACGGUACCGCAGCCAGGCCAAGGGACGUCUGGGGUCAACGCCACCACCACCACCACCACCACCACGAACAAUAACAACAGCGAGGCAAUGUCGGUAGCAGCGGAGAUGUUGGACGAACUGUUUGUCCACCCUCUAUUCCGACCGCCGCCCAACGCGCAGGUGGAUCGCGGAGGGCUCUCGGAAGCGGAGGCAGAGGACAUGCGACGACUGGUGGCUCUCUACGUACAGAAGCAGGAGGAGAUCUGCCGGGGUGCGCACAAACUCCACGAAGGCCUGCUGAAGGCAAAUCGGCUGCGAAAGACCGUUCUCCAGUGGGCCAAGGCGGAGGCGCACUGCGGGCCCAACCGCGACAUGUCAGAUGGGGAGGAUUGGUACGAUAAGGAAGAGUGGGGACUGACGGAGGACCUCAAGAAGGGUCAGGACGAAGAGGAGGAAGACACCACGACGGCGCCGAAGAAAACGAGGAAUCGAAGGCACGACAGAUGAAUUUUACGGGAAUUUGGCGGGGGUGGCGGCGACCCGGGGAGGGAGGGAAAGCAAAGGAUGUUUCCCGGUGACCUGCUCGGAUUUCCGUCUCGUAUUCUCCCCUUUCCACUUUUUCUUUUAAAAAAAAAACCCCCUUCCUCUCUCUUUACUCCUUGUUGGUUUGCUUCUACUUCCCCAUUUACUCUUCCUGGUCUCCUUUCAUUUUCGCUAUCGGACAGCGUGGCGUUGGCAUUGGAUGGAAAGACGAUACACCCUUAGAAAGGAACAUGGCCAUUCUAUAUUCGGUGCACAGAAAUGCACUCGAAAAAUCGAAACACAGAACAAUACGCUCUACUAAAUAGAUGGGAUCUUAUCUAACUCGAUUACCUUACGGAUACGUAGCAAAUGGCCUCUCUCUUGAACUAAGGUAGGUACCUUACAGUUCAAGGCAUUGUUUGAAUGGCUGGUACUGCCAAGGCUCGGAACGG